This is a messenger RNA of Capronia coronata CBS 617.96, 528 nucleotides long. RefSeq lists its product as uncharacterized. The transcript has 2 exons. Bases 1 to 528 code for a protein of 175 amino acids. NCBI's taxonomy places the organism in Eukaryota, Fungi, Ascomycota, Eurotiomycetes, Chaetothyriales, Herpotrichiellaceae. Gene Ontology annotation, biological process: proteasome assembly. Gene Ontology annotation, cellular component: cytoplasm; nucleus. The record is from RefSeq and is a predicted model, not a curated record.
AUGGCUCUCCGUGUCGCCCCUCCUUCCUCACACCCGAAAAGCACAACCAACACGAGCGCCAGCAAACUCGGUCCGAAGAGCCAAGACACGCUCGACCGCGGCGCCCCCUCCGCUCCAGGUGUCCACGAUACUCUACGAUCAUCACUACUCAGCUCGGACGACAGCACCAGCACCACCAGUAAGAUCACCUCGACACAUCCCCUGGAAGCCCGCCUCGCGCAAUGGACUGCCACGCAAGAGACGACCCGGAUGAAUCUGUUAAGACGCAACUUCGGCAUUGCCGAGCCACUGCGGCGGGGGAUGGAGCUGAAGAUGGUGCGCGAUGCCGACUCGUUCCGGCCCACCGUACUGGGUGCCCCGGGUCGACUGCACGAGGAGAUCUUGACGAACCGCGAUGCCGAGGUCACUUGGGAAGAUGUGUAUCAGGGUCAAGAUGGGUUGAGGCUGGGGCUGUCGGGUGGCGGAGACGGGCAGGGCGUGGGCUGGACCGAUGAGAUGGAGCGAAAAUUGGGCAUGGGCAAAUGGUAG